Messenger RNA from Durio zibethinus, 1676 nucleotides. RefSeq names its product homeobox-leucine zipper protein ATHB-16-like. Gene Ontology annotation, cellular component: nucleus. Gene Ontology annotation, biological process: positive regulation of DNA-templated transcription. The record is from RefSeq and is a predicted model, not a curated record. Gene Ontology annotation, molecular function: sequence-specific DNA binding; DNA-binding transcription factor activity, RNA polymerase II-specific. Lineage: Eukaryota; Viridiplantae; Streptophyta; Magnoliopsida; Malvales; Malvaceae.
UCCUUUCAGAGAUCUUUCCCUGUCUUUUAAUGCUGUAGUGAACUUUCAUAAGAAAGGGGUUUUCUUUUUAUUUUGAAACUUGUUGCCUUUAAUUCUCUAAUUCUUGGCAGACCAAUGACUUUGCUUCAUUCUUAAUUUCUUCCAAGUACUUGAAGGUAAGGAGUGAGGAGCAUUAAAAGAAAGAAACCUUUCUCUCUUUUGUACAAAUUAACACUUUUUCAAUUCUUAUCAUCUUUUAAUGGCACAAUAUAUAGUAUUCUUUGGAUUGAUGGCCUUUCCAAACUGAGAGAGCAAAACAGCAAACCUGCUUGAAAGUUUGAACCCUCCUUCAGCAGCAGAAAACAGUAUAUGAAAAAAGGAUCGGCUGAGGUUCUUGCUUUUGGUUAAAUCAUGAAGCGGCUCAGUUCCUCAGGUUCCCUGGAUCAGGAUGCUUUGAUUUCCAUCUCUCCACCCAAAGAGGAGAAGAAUUCAAAGAACAAGCAAUUUUACAGCAGGGAAUUCCAGGCUAUGUUGGAUGGUUUAGAGAAGGAAGACAGCUUAGAAGAAGCUGGUCAAGCUACAGAGAAGAAAAGGCGAUUGUCUAUAGAACAGGUUAAGGCCUUGGAAAAGUAUUUCGAGGUGGAAAACAAGCUAGAACCUGAGAGAAAGGUGAAAUUAGCAGGAGAAUUAGGCCUGCAGCCAAGGCAAGUUGCUGUUUGGUACCAAAAUCGCCGUGCCCGUUGGAAAACUAAGCAGUUGGAAAAAGACUAUGCAAUCCUUAAAGCCAGUUAUGAUGCUCUUAAGCUCGACUAUAAUAAUCUUGAACAAGAAAACGAAACUUUAACAGCAGAGUUGAGAGAGCUAAAAGCUAAGCUCAAGGAAGAGAAUUCAGAAAGCAGCCACUCUGUUAAAGAAGAUUCUCCAAAAUUUUCACAGCAGACCAAAGGCCAUGAUUUCUGUGACGAUGCUGAUAAUUCCAAUGGAAUCGUUAAAGAAGAAAUCAAUGUCAAUGCUCAGUUAUUGAUAUCACCCUCUUCUUCUUCUUCUUUUCAGUUUAAUGGAUCUUCUUCAUCUUCAGAUUCAUCAAAUCAUCAAUGGUUUCAACCAUUUGACUCAAGAAUGAUUCUGGGUAAUAUGUAUCACCCCCAGUCAGUGAAAGUGGAAGAGCAAUGUAUGUUUACUGCAGAGGAAUCUUGCAAUUUCUUCUCAGUUGAUCAAGCUCCAACUCUUCAAUGGUACUUUACUGGACAGUAAAAACAAUGAAGUCCCUAAAACCAUAAAGCUUUCAAAAUUCUUGGAGAAUGAAUAAAACAGCGUUAAAACUUUUGUUCUUCUACUGUUUUAGAAGAAAAAAAAAUGGUAAUCAGUAUAUGCUUCAACAGUGGCAAUCAGCAAAUGACUGCUGUAAAAUUUAUUUAUAUAUAGAAAAAAUUAUUGUUCCAAGUGGUUAAUCUACUAGAAUGUAAGUGGAGGAUUUCAUAUCAAGCAGAAGUCUUUUCUCAAAUGCAUGUGCUUUAGAGUGCCUGUUUAAUCCAGGGAAUUGGCUGUGGUGAGAAGUGAGGACCCUGUUAGAAAAUUCAAAGAGCAGCAGCAAAAGGCUGGCUUGCCCAAUGUCCAUAUUGGAUGCUGGAUACAUCCCUCCGAGUCCUACCACACAGUUCCUUUCUUUUCAUUUUUUGACUAAAGAUGAUAAUGGA